UAUUUAGUCAUUGGGAAAUUUACGAUUUUCAAUUGUCAUUUUAUAAUUCUCUUUGUGUCAUAUUGUCAAGAUAGAUUUGAAAAAUUAACAUCAAAUAUUUUAUUUAGGAUAUUAGGUAGGUAAUAAUAUCUUCGAUGGCUUUACCUUGGCAUAUUCCUCUAGAAGCUGUACCAACCUUAAAAGAUAAAACAUCUGUGAUACAAAAUACAUUAUUGAAACAUUAUUGUACUAUAAAUGUCCAUGAAAAUCCAUGCGAAGAAUUACAGACUGGCCUUAUGUGUGAUAUUGGUGUAGAAAAUCGCGAGCCAACUACAAUACAACGUUUGAUUGCUUCUGGCAUGACUGUCGCCCGAUUAAACUUGCGAGAUUUAGAACCAGAGGCUUGUUCUCAAUUGAUCCAAAGCAUUAGACAAGCAGUGUAUAAUUAUAGCGCUGAAUUAGAAUAUGUGUAUCCUUUGGCUCUUAUUGUAGAUGUCAGAGGACCAGAUAUUGUUACGGGAGAUUUAAAAAGUGGUCCAAAUACGACAAUCGAAAUUAUGCAAAAUGAAAACAUUAGAUUGACCACAGACGCUAGCUGGCGUGAAAGCGGUACAGCUGAGUGUCUUUACUUGGGUUAUGAUCAUCUGAUCGAUUUACAGCCAGGUGAUGUAAUUAUUAUUGACAGUUUGACACCUUCUAAAAUCAAGCUGUUAGUAUGCGAAGUGGGUGAUGAUUCAGUUGAAUGUUCAGUAGUCGUGGGAGGUACCAUUGGUGCUAAAAUGACUGUGCGAAUAUCGCAAAUGCCUCGCGACAUACCUAGUUUAGAUAAGGGCCGAGGCGACAGCUUAGAUUCAAUGUCGGGUAGUGAUACUUCAGAACAACCAUUCGAACAUAUGGAACAACAAAUUGCUUGGGCAGUAUCAUCAGAUGUAGAUGGUGUAUUAGUUCCCAACGCGCAAAAUGAUCAUGACAUCCAACAAGUACGAGAAAUUCUUUCUGAAAAGGGUAAACAUAUUCUUAUAUUUGCAUGUAUUGAUUCUGUUGUGGGUCUCGACAAUAUAGACUCAAUACUUUCUGAAGCUGAUGGUAUUUAUGUAGAUCGCUGCAUCUUAAGCACUGACUUGCCGGUGGAAAAAAUAUUCAUUGCUCAAAAAAGCAUUCUUGCUAAAUGUAACAUAGCUGGUAAACCAUGCUUAUUCAAAGCCGUUAUCAAUGAGCAAAUUCCAACACUUUGUGUUACGGAUAUUGCCAAUCUCGUUCUUGAUGGUGCAGAUGUUCUUUCUUUAGAAUUACAUUACGAUUCACCAUUGAAAAAAUUCUCACCUGCCUUUGAUACUAUACGUAUGGCUGAACAUUGCUUGGCAGCAGCAGCUGUUAUUUGUCGUCAUGCAGAAAGAAUAGUAUGGCAACCAAGGGUUUAUGGUAACACGGAAUUAAUGCAGAGUUCUUUAGAAGAACCCACGAAAGCUAUUUGCAUAAGUGCAAUGGAGCUAGCAAUGCGUGCCCGCGCUGUUGUUAUUAUUUGUCUAACAAAUUCAGGCCGAACAGCAAAAAUUCUCUCUCAUGUAAGACCAACGUGUCCAAUAGUCGCUGUAACUAGAGCUUGUCACACGGCACGGCAGCUACGUUUCUGGCGUGGUGUACGUGCUAUGCAUUAUUUCGAAGUAGCAAGAGGAAGUUGGAUAUCCGAAGUGGAAUCUAGAAUACACGCCGCACUUGAUUACUGUAAAGCAAAAAGAAUUUUACGAGCUGGAGAUCCUUAUGUUAUUGUUACAGGGUCACGGCGAGGUGUGGGCUAUUGCGAUAAUGUUAGACUAUUGUACGCUAGUGCUAGAGAUACUGUUCUUGUAGAAUAAAAUUUUAUGUAUUUUGUAACAUCUUCAAAUAAACUGUCAAGCCAAAGAGAUAAUAUCACAGGCAUCCAGAUUGUCUUUAAAUCAAUGUUUUAGGCAUGCAAGAUAUCAGGCACAUUAUGAGACACCUAUAUACACUUUUAUACAUAUUAUUGUUACAACUUUGUCGUAAAAAGUUAGCCACCAUUAAACCACUCUACGGCUUUUGACAUUCUUUAGCCCCAAAGCUAUAUUAAUAAAUGUCUUUGUUUUACAACAAUAUCCAUGGUACUGCACGUGACUAAAUUUAAACCGGCAAAGUAAUAUUAAAAUAAUACCAUACUAUACGACGGAUUAAUUGUUUUGGAUUAAAAAUUUAUAGUUAAAAAUAUAUAUACAGUUACGUUUAA
Messenger RNA from Manduca sexta (tobacco hornworm), 2221 nucleotides. RefSeq names its product pyruvate kinase-like. NCBI's taxonomy places the organism in Eukaryota, Metazoa, Arthropoda, Insecta, Lepidoptera, Sphingidae. Gene Ontology annotation, molecular function: potassium ion binding; pyruvate kinase activity; magnesium ion binding. Gene Ontology annotation, cellular component: cytoplasm. Gene Ontology annotation, biological process: glycolytic process. The coding region runs from base 135 to 1835 and encodes 566 amino acids. The record is from RefSeq and is a predicted model, not a curated record. The transcript has a single exon.